AUGCAGCUUCCAAUGCUUUUCGCACUUCUCCCCUUGGCCUCGGCCAUCCCACUGGUCCAGACCAUUACGGAUGGCUGCGAACCAAGCACAGUCACUGUUACUGUUACUGUUUCAUCCACCGUCAGUACCGGUACCAGCGCGCCUCAGAGCGAUUACCCUCCGCCGGUCUACGACUGCAUAUGGCCUUAUGACAACUGUAACCCUUUUCUAAAUAGACCACCGCCGCCACCCACCACCAUUGCCAGUACCAGCACCAGCGCCAGCGCUAUCAGUACUCCUAGCAUUGACCCCAGUUGCCCGUAUGGUCUACCUUUUUGCUGGCCUACUUAA
Messenger RNA from Trichoderma gamsii, 330 nucleotides. RefSeq lists its product as hypothetical. The transcript is spliced from 4 exons. The coding region runs from base 1 to 330 and encodes 109 amino acids. NCBI's taxonomy places the organism in Eukaryota, Fungi, Ascomycota, Sordariomycetes, Hypocreales, Hypocreaceae. The record is from RefSeq and is a predicted model, not a curated record.